GUCACAUGUACGUUGGAAGUGUUGCCUAUGCAGACGAUCACCUACACUGCAUGGAAUGCAGAAGAUGAUGGAUGUGUGUUCCCUGUUUGCAGAAGAAAAAGGUUUAUUUCUAACAGCAAAAAGAGUAUUCACUGUGUUUGUCUGGAACAGUCGUUCGCCAGUGGUAACCCAAACUGACUGCAAGUGCAGGUUUUCUUUCCUUCAAGAAUACAGUACCACACUUAGGUGUGAUAAUGGAUUCCGCUCAACAAUGCAAAAUCUCUGUGGAAGCAAGAGAAAAUUUUUUCGUGCUGGAAAAAUCGAAGGUAUGUGUGAAUCACAAAAGGUGUGGAUGGAGAUAGUUGAUCGACAGUUGUUUCCCAUCAUAUCAUAUGGAUGUCGUUUGUGGGAUUUGGAGAGAACAGAUGUGAAGAGGAUGAUCAAUAUGGCUCUGAGAAAAGGUGUGAGAAGAAGAUUGGGUAUAAAGAGGAAUGAACCAAUUUGUGACCGCUUUGGAGUACAUUUCAAGAAUCAGUGGAAAGAAUGAAGAAUUUGAAAUUGAUGUUUUUACAAAGGGCGUUUCAUUCAAUAAAUGGCUUAGUAAAAGGACUUCUUUUUCUAGUAGUUGACAAAAAGUUACAGUUAGGAAUGCCGUCGUAAGGGUUGAAGGGAGCUAGUUUGUCUUGUGUUGUUACUGUAUUUAGCAAUGUGUUGAACGUGUGUUAGUAUGCCUCCAGUGGGAACUGCUUUUACUGUGUGUGAUGCGAUAGAAGUAAA
Molecule: messenger RNA, 756 nt
Organism: Corticium candelabrum
Lineage: Eukaryota; Metazoa; Porifera; Homoscleromorpha; Homosclerophorida; Plakinidae
Exons: 1
Coding region: 56-526 (156 amino acids)
Source: RefSeq, a predicted model, not a curated record